CGGCUGUUGUUGGCUGUUGUUGGCUGUUGUUGGCUGCAUGUUGGUUGGCUUCGCAGGGUCCGUCGCAUCCAAUCCGUUUCGCGAGCAAGCGAAAAAGCAAAGGAGCUAGCAUGCGUUAUUAGCCCACCAGGGGGAACAAUAGGAACUUAGGGCCGUUUUCACAAAAGGGGUUCAGACGUGUCACAUUGGCCGACCGCCGACAACUGAUAGCAUCCCUGGUGGCAGCUUCAUCAAUGGGCGAGACAACACCAACCCCCAUUGACAGUGGCCCCCCCAGCUGACGCCAAGAAUGGAGGAGGAUAAGGGCGACAAGGCCAGGGAAAAAAAAGAAAAAAAAAAUACGGUCAACCUGCGACAAGUCCUGCAAGCCACCUAGUCUCCCAGAAACAUGUCUCCUCUGCCUGCCGCCUAUGCAGCCCGCUUAAUCCUGGUUUCUAUUGUCCUGUCUUGCUAUGUGCGGCGACAUGUCGGCGACGCAAGGCGUGUGGCCCGAAGCGGGCAAGCGCGGGGCAGGUGGGUCUUGGCGGCGCCUUCCUUCCUAUUGUCCUUAAACAGGGCUGUCUAUUGUUGUCGACUCUGGGGCGCCGCCCCCGAACUCGGCCGGCAGAGGGGCCGCCUAUUGUAGUCUGCUUUGGGUUUAGUGCCCGCGCCUCCGGACCCGCGAUCGGGCGCCCAAGCUCCACCACCACGACUCCCUCCACCGCUGCUCCACCGCGAAACCAACCCUUCUUCCGCCCGCUGCCUACUGUUUCUGCUUGCGGCGCUCGGCUUCGAAC
Ilyonectria robusta is the source of this 776-nucleotide messenger RNA. RefSeq lists its product as uncharacterized. NCBI's taxonomy places the organism in Eukaryota, Fungi, Ascomycota, Sordariomycetes, Hypocreales, Nectriaceae. The record is from RefSeq and is a predicted model, not a curated record. The coding region runs from base 389 to 625 and encodes 78 amino acids. The transcript has a single exon.